UGGCGGCAGCGGUGACGGCGCUGCUCGUGAGGCAGAGACCGGUCCGCCCGUGAGCUCGGAGACUAGUUCCACUCCGGGCGGGGGGAGCGCCGGCCCCGGCCCCGCUCUCCCGGCCUGGUAGCUGGCGGUCCCACCUCCGUCUGAAGCGUCGUUUCCUUUCCCUACCCGACUCCCUCCCUGUCUUCUCCCAGCCUACCCCGCAGAGGCCAUGGAGGACGAGGAGAGACAGAAGAAGCUGGAGGCCGGCAAAGCGAAGCUCGCUCAGUUUCGGCAAAGGAAAGCUCAAUCUGAUGGUCAUAAUCUGUCUAAAAAGCAGAAGAAAAAGAGGAAAACUUCAAGCAGUAAGCAUGAUGUAUCCUCAGACACUGCUUUGAAUAUUGAGCAAUCACGGAGUGAUGAUGUAUGUAUCAGUAGUUCUCAAAAGGUGGGCUCAACCUUAUCUGCUGAAUCCACAAUAAUGGGGACUCUACACACUGGAGAAAUUGUCAAACAUGACCAAGUCACUGUUGAACCAGAAAGUGAAAUUUCAACAACUGCAGAUGAUUAUAGUUCAGAGGUAAAUGGUUGCAGUUUUGUGAUGAGAACAGAAAAGUCAACAAAUUUAUUAAGGGAAGAAGAAUUUGGUGUUGAUGAUUCUUUUUCUGAACAUGGAGCACAGUACAGUCAGACUCACCUGGAGAUGAUGGAAAAUGAACUGACUAUGAAACAACAUGAAAUUGAAGAACUAAGCAGAGAAUUGGAAGAAAUGAGGGCCACCUAUGGGACUGAAGGACUGCAGCAGUUACAAGAAUUUGAAGCGGCCAUUAAACAAAGAGAUGGCAUCAUAACCCAGCUAACUGCUAAUUUACAACAAGCAAGAAGAGAAAAGGAUGAAACAAUGAGAGAAUUUCUAGAAUUGACAGAACAAAGUCAGAAAUUACAAAUUCAAUUCCAGCAUUUACAGGCCAGUGAAACUCUGAGAAACAGCACUCACAGUAGCACAGCUGCAGAUUUAUUGCAAGCCAAACAACAGAUUCUUACUCAUCAGCAACAGCUGGAAGAACAAGACCAUCUAUUAGAAGAUUAUCAGAAAAAGAAAGAAGACUUCACAAUACAAAUUAGUUUCUUACAAGAGAAAAUUCGAGCAUAUGAAAUGGAGCAAGAUAAAAACGUACAUCGCUCAAAUAAAGACAUACAGGAAAAGGAGGCAAUCAUUGAAGAAUUAAAUACAAAAAUAAUAGAAGAAGAAAGAAAAGCACUUGAGGUAAAGGAUAAAGUAGCAGCUGCAGACAGAUUACUAGAAGAAUUACAAGAGCAAGUUAUACAAAAGAACCAAGAGAUAAAAAAUAUAAAAUUAGAGUUGACUAAUUCCAAGCAAAAAGAACGACAGUGUUCUGAGGAAAUAAAACAAUUAAUGGGUAUAGUUGAAGAAUUGCAGAAGAAAAAUCAUAAAGAUAGCCGGUUUGAAACUGAUAUCCUACAAAGAAUGGAACAAGAAACACAAAGAAAGUUAGAACAACUCCAGGCAGAGCUGGAUGAGAUGUAUGGUCAACAGAUAGUGCAAAUGAAACAGGAGUUAAUAAAACAACAUAUGUCACAGAUAGAUGAACUUAAAACACUACAUAAGAGAGAAAUGGAGAAUGCUUUAAGAACACAUCCAAAUAUUACAGUUAAUGAAGAUCAGAUAAAAUUAAUGAAUAUGGCAAUUAAUGAACUAAAUAUAAAACUGCAAGAUACUAUCUCUCAAAAGGAAAAACUCAAGGAAGAAGUAGGAGUAAUUUCAGGAGAAAAAUCUGCUUUACAGAAACAGCUUGAAGACCUUUUUGAAGAACUGAGCUUUUCAAGAGACCAGGUUCAGAGAGCUAGGCAGACAAUAGCUGAACAAGAAAACAAACUCAAUGAAGCACUUAAGUCCCUUAGUACAGUAGAAGAUUUGAAAGCUGAGAUUGUUUCUGCAUCUGAAUCCAGGAAGGAACUAGAGUUAAAACAUGAAGCAGAAGUUACAAAUUAUAAAAUAAAACUUGAAAUGUUAGAAAGAGAAAAGAAUGCUGUCUUAGAUAGAAUGGCUGAAUCACAAGAAGCAGAGUUAGAGAGGCUGAGAACACAGCUUCUGUUUAGUCAUGAAGAAGAACUUUCCAAACUGAAGGAAGGUUUAGAAAUUGAACAUCAAAUAAAUAUUGAAAAACUUAAAGAUAACUUAGGCAUUCACUAUAAACAGCAGAUUGAUGGCUUACAGAAUGAAAUGAGUCAAAAGAUAGAAACCAUGCAGUUUGAAAAAGACAAUUUGAUAACUAAGCAGAAUCAAUUAAUUUUGGAAAUUUCAAAGCUAAAAGAUUUACAGCAGUCUCUUGUGAAUUCACAAUCAGAAGAAAUGACUCUUCAAAUCAAUGAACUUCAAAAAGAAAUUGAAAUACUCAGACAAGAAGAAAAUGAAAAAGGUACCCUUGAACAAGAAGUUCAAGAAUUACAACUUAAAACUGAACUACUGGAGAAACAAAUGAAAGAAAAAGAGAAUGACCUUCAAGAAAAAUUUGCACAGCUUGAAGCAGAGAAUAACAUUCUUAAAGAUGAAAAGAAAGCCCUUGAAGACAUGUUGGAAAUAACUAUUCCUGUUAACCAGGAAGAAAGAUUAAUUUUCAUAGAUUCCAUUAAAUCCAAAUCCAAAGAUGGUAGCUGGCAAAAAGAAAUUGAAGAACUUGCUAAAGCAAAUAAACAUCUCAAAGAACAGUGUAUUGAGCUGACAAGAGAGAUUGAAAUGCAAAAGAAUACUUUUUCCUUUGCUGAAAAAAAUUUUGAAGUCAACUAUCAGGAGUUACAGGAAGAUUAUGCUUGCCUUCUCAAGGUAAAAACUGAUUUAGAAGACAGUAAAAACAAGCAAGAAAUAGAGUAUCAAAGUAAGCUUAAAGCACUUAGUGAAGAGCUUCAUUUGCAAAGAACAAAUCCAACUAUAGUGAAAAUGAAAAGUUCAGUCUCUGAUGAUGACAAAAUUUUUAUCACAGAAUCAGAAAUUGGUGAGGUUGUUGAGAAAGAUACAACAGAACUUAUGGAAAAGCUUGAAGUAACCAAGCGAGAAAAGUUAGAACUAUCGGAGAGACUGUCUGAUCUUUCUGAACAAUUAAAACAGAAACAUGGUGAGAUUAGUUUUCUAAAUGAGGAAGUUAAAUCUUUAAAGCAAGAGAAGGAACAAAUUUUAUUGAGAUGUAGAGAGCUAGAAAUCAUACUUAACCACAAGAGGACAGAUGUAAAGGUGUAUGAUACUCCACUAAGCUCUUUAAAAGAUGGAGUCCUGACUCUGACAAGCCGUGAAUCUGGAAAAUCCAUUAUUAAAACAAAUAAAGAUUUUGGUGAAGAAUUGAAAAUAGUGGAGGAAGAUAAAAUUCCUUUGGAAAAUUUAAAUAUUGGGAAUGAAAAUAAAGAAGAGAAGUUGUUUUCUGAUCAUUUUCCAUCAGUGACAAGUGAAUUAUUGCAUGGGGCAGAUGAACCAAGUGAAAAUGACAAACUUCAGUGGGAACUUAGGGUACUUAAAUCAGAACAGAAUGAUUUAAGGCUACAGAUGGAAGCUCAACGUAUAUGCCUCCCUCUGGUCUAUUCAACUCAUGUGGAUCAAGUUCGUGAAUAUAUGGAAAAUGAAAAAGAUAAAGCUCUUUGCAGUCUUAAAGAGGAACUUAUUUCUGCUCAAGAGGAAAAGAUCAAGGAACUUCAGAAAAUACAACAACUAGAGCUGCAGAAUAUAAAAAUACAAGAAACAGGUCUUGAAGUUAAGCCUUUACAAAUGCUCAUUGGAAAACUUCGCAAAGUAGUAUCUGAAGAAUGUUCUUAUUUUACACAGACUGUUUGCAGUAUCCUUGGUGAGCACUAUACGUCUGCUUUAGAAUGUGAAGUAAAUCUAGAAGAGAAAGAGAUUUCUGGUGUUCACAUUUCUGAAAAUCAAGAGCUAGAAUUACAAGAUUAUAGAGAUGAAAUUCAAGACUUCCAAGAAAAUAUGCAAACCCUUCUCACCAGAGUAACAGAAGAAUACAACAAACUGUUGGUACUUCAGACAAGGUUAAGUAAGAUUCAAGGACAACAGACAGAUGAUGUAAAACUGGAACCUGCAGAAGAAAGCCUACUAAAAGAGGAAACAGACUUUAUCUCAGCCUGUUCUCAGAUGACAAAUUUGCAAGGCAUUGAUGACAAUCAGAAGAGAAAGUUAUCUUCCCUGCAAGCAAUCAAAACAAUUAAAGAUCUUCAAGGACAAGUUCAAGAACUAGAAGGCUCUGUAUUUUCCUUGGAGCAACAACUGAAAGAAACUAAAGAAAAUUAUGGGGCAGAGAUCGACUGUUUGCAGGAAAGGCUUCAAACUCUUAGUGAAUCCACAGUUCAGUCAAGUUUCUCCAUUGAUUCAAUGGUAAUUACUGAAUCGGAAGUACAGAAAAUAUACCCUGGAAGUUGUGUACAGCAGAAUAUUGAUGGUACACUAGAGCUUUCUGGUGAAUUUGGAAUGAAACAGGAAACAAGUAUGUUUAAGUUGCUGGAAAAACAAUACCAAGAACGAUUAGAAGAAGAAGUAGCUAAGGUCAUUGUGUCAAUGAGUAUAACAUUCGCUCAACAAGCUGAGCUCUCUAGACUGUCUGAGGGAAAAGAAGAUACUACAUCAUCAGUACAAGCACAUGCUCUCUGUCAGCAAGAGCAACAUUUUUUAAAUGAAUUAUCACAGGGUCAGGUUGGUUUUCAGACUUCUGAAGCAAGAGACAUGAAAUUUAAAGAAGAAUUUAAACCACUUAGUAAAGAAUUAGAAGAUGGAAAUAAAGUUUUGUUGUCAAAUAAUAAUGAUCUUGAUGAUACACUAGGAUCAAAGGAACAUGCAAUGACUAUUUCAGAAGAAAUGUUCUCCAAAGAUAAAACAUUUACAGCCAAAGAGUCUAUCUGUGAUGAAAUUUUGGAAUCAAACAUGGAUGCUUCUAGACAACUAAUGUUAAAUGAAGAACAGUUGGAAGAUAUGAGGCAAGAACUUGUACGACAAUACCAAGAACAUCAGCAGGCAACAGAAUUGUUAAGGCAGGCACACAUGCGUCAGAUGGAGAGACAGCGAGAAGACCAAGAACAGUUACAAGAAGAGAUUAAGAGACUGAACAGACAAUUAGCCCAGAGAUCCUCAAUAGAUAAUGAAAACCUGGUUUCAGAGAGAGAGAGGGUGCUUUUAGAGGAACUGGAAGCAUUAAAGCAGCUGUCUGUAGCUGGAAGAGAGAAGCUGUGUUGUGAGCUGCGCAACAGCAGUACGCAAACACAGAAUGAAAAUGAAAAUCAAGGGGAAGUUGAAGAACAGAUCCUGAAAGAAAAGGAAUUGGAUAGAAAACCUGAUGAUGUUGCUCCUGAUCUUCUCUCCAAUGAAAGGUAUGCACUCCAGAAAGCUAAUAAUAGACUCCUGAAAAUCCUCUUGGAAGUUGUAAAGACAACAGCAGCGGUUGAAGAAACAAUUGGUCGCCAUGUCCUUGGUAUUCUUGAUAGAUCCAAUAAGGGCCAGUCAUCUGUCAGUUUGAUUUGGAGGUCAGAAGCAGAGGUACCUCUUAAGUCAUGUGUCCGUGAGGAACACACAGCAGUUACAGACGACUCUAUAUCCUCUUAUUCUGGAAGUGACAUGCCAAGAAAUGAUAGUAGCAUGUGGUCAAAAGUAGCAGAAGAAGGAACAGAACUGUCACAACGGCUUGUGAGGAGUGGUUUUGCUGGAAGUGAAAUAGACCCUGAAAAUGAAGAACUUAUGCUGAAUAUCAGUUCUCGGUUACAAGCAGCAGUUGAAAAACUCCUAGAAGCCAUAAGUGAAACUAAUAGCCAGCUUGAACAUGCAAAAAUUACACAGACAGAGUUGAUGCGUGAGUCAUUCAGACAGAAACAAGAAACAACAGAGUCCCUUAAGUGCCAAGAAGAACUACGAGAACGCCUUCUUGAGGAGUCCAGGGCCAGAGAACAGCUGGCUGUGGAGCUCAGUAAGGCUGAAGGUGUUAUUGAUGGCUAUGCAGAUGAAAAAACUCUUUUUGAAAGGCAAAUUCAAGAAAAAACUGAUAUAAUAGAUCGUCUUGAACAGGAGUUGUUAUGUGCAGGCACUAGAUUACAAGAAUUGGAAGGAGAACAACAGCAGAUCCAAGAAGAAAGAGAAUUACUGUCCAGACAGAAGGAAGCAAUGAAAGCAGAGGCAGGUCCUGCUGAACAGCAAUUACUACAGGAAACUGAAAAACUAAUGAAGGAAAAACUAGAAGUACAAUGCCAAGCUGAAAAAGUACGUGAUGACCUUCAAAAACAAGUGAAAGCUUUAGAAAUAGAUGUCGAGGAACAAGUCAGUAGGUUUAUAGAACUGGAACAGGAAAAAAACGCUGAACUAAUGGAUUUAAGACAACAAAACCAAGCACUAGAAAAGCAAUUAGAAAAAAUGAGAAAGUUUUUAGAUGAGCAAGCCAUUGACAGAGAACAUGAGAGAGACGUAUUUCAACAAGAAAUACAGAAAUUGGAACAGCAACUUAAGGUCAUACCUCGAUUCCAGCCUAUCAGUGAACAUCAAACUAGAGAGGUUGAACAGUUAACAAAUCAUCUGAAAGAAAAAACAGACAGGUGCAGUGAGCUUUUGCUCUCUAAAGAGCAACUUCAGAGAGAUAUACAAGAAAGGAAUGAAGAAAUUGAAAAACUGGAAUUUAGAGUAAGGGAACUGGAACAAGCCUUACUCAUUAGCACAGACACUUUUCAAAAGAUAGAAACUCAAAAACAGUUUGAAGCUAUAGAAGCUAAAGCAGAAUUGUCCCUGGAAGUACAGUUGCAAGCUGAGCGAGAUGCCAUAGACAGAAAGGAAAAAGAGAUCACUAAUUUGGAAGAACAGUUAGAACAGUUCAGAGAAGAACUAGAAAAUAAAAAUGAAGAAGUUCAGCAGUUACAUAUGCAAUUAGAAAUACAGAAAAAGGAAUCUACCACCCGCCUACAAGAACUUGAACAAGAAAACAAGUUAUUUAAGGAUAAAAUGGAGAAAUUUGGAUUUGCCUUAAAGGAAUCUGAUGUUGGCUAUACUCAGGACCAACCUGUGCUGUUUGGGAAAUUUGCUCAAAUAAUGCAGGAAAAAGAGGCAGAAAUUGACCAAUUGAAUGAGCAAAUUAAAAAACUUCAGCAUCAGCUUAAAGUCACAACAGAUAAUAAGGUCAUUGAAGAGAAGAAUGAACUGAUCAGAGAUCUUGAAACCCAAAUAGAAUGUUUGAAGAGUGAUCAGGAACGUGUGAAGAAAAAUAGAGAAGAAGAAAUAGAGCAGCUCAAUGAAGUGAUUGAUAAACUUCAACAAGAAUUAGCAAAUAUUGAACAGAAGACAUUGCUGGAUGCUAAUUCUUUUCCAGAAGAAGCAGACAGUUUAAAACAUCAGUUAGAUAUGGUAGUAGCUGAAAAAAUGGCUUUGGAAAAGCAAGUAGAAACUACUAAUGAAGAAAUGGCCUUUAUGAAAAAUGUACUUAAAGAAACCAAUAUUAGAAUGAACCAGCUAACACAAGAAUUGUAUGAUAUAAAGAAGGAACGUGAAAAUAUGGAAAAAUUCCACAUUAUGCCACGGAAAAGUAUUAACAUGGGUGUAGAUGAUCUUAGUAAAACUAAACCUGAACCUGAAGUAGUCCUUACAGAGGAUGCUUUUAAACCACUGGAAAAUCAGACUUACCUCAAAUCCUUUGACGAAAACAGCAAAUUUCCCACAAGCAGUUUGGAAACAAAGGUGCUACAACUGGAGAACACUGUGAGUGCAAAGAACUAUGAACUUACUCAAUGUUAUAAACAAAUAAAGGAUAUGCAAGUACAAGGCCAGUCUGAAGCAGAAAUGCUUAAAAAGAAGAUUGUUAACUUACAGAAUUUACUUGAGGAAAAAGUUGCUGCUGCUCUUGUGAGUCAAGUCCAACUUGAAGCAGUUAGAGAAUAUGCAAAAUUCUGCCAAGAUGAACAAGUAAUUUCAUUAGAACCUGAACAAAAUGUAAAUCAACUAUCAGAAAGCAAGGUGGAUGCAAAUGUAUCAGCAUUAACUUGGAGAAUAUCAGAAUUAGAAAAGCAGGUGGUUGAAAUGCAAACUAGUUUGAAUUUUAAAAAAGAACAGGUUGAAAUUGCAGAGAAAAAUGUUUUGGAAAAAGAAAAGAGGCUUGUGGAACUUCAGAAGCUAUUGGAGUAUAAUGAGAAAAAACAGGGAGGGAAAGAGAGGAAAAGAAUCCCCCAAGAAGACUUUGAGGUUCCCCAGACAACUACUCAGCUAAUUCAAAACAAUGAAGAAGGAAUUUUUGAUCAACUUGCAGUUCUUAGAGCUGAAUUAGCAGCUACCAAAGAAGAACUUGCCAGUUACAAAGAGAAGGCAGAAAAACUUGAAGAAGAACUUUUGAUAAAAGAAAGAAAUAUGACGUUUCUACAGAAAGAUUUAAGUGAAGUUAAUAAUCAACUUGCAGACGCAAAAGAGAAACUAUUCUACUACUUAGAAAAAGAUGUUAAGAUCGAGAUACAAGAAAACAGAAAAGUCUGUAUGUUAGAGCCACUUCCUGUCAAAAUAGUUAAAAGCACUACAUCACAGACAGAUGGGACUCUCAAAGUCAAUAGCAGUGAUCAAACUCCAGAAGUUCCUGUUAAAAAUGCAGGAAUCCAAAUUGACUUACAGAGUGAAUGUUUUUCAGAAGAAGUCACUGAAAUAAUCAGUCAAUUUACUGAAAAGUUUGAGCAGAUGCAAGAACUACAUGCUGCUGAAAUUUUAGAUAUGGAAUCCAGACAUAUUUCAGAAACUGAAACCUUAAAGAGGGAACACUGUGUUGCUAUUCAGUUACUGACAGAGGAAUGUGGUACUUUGAAGUCAGUGAUACAGUGUCUGAGAUCUAAAGAGGGUUCCUCAAUUCCUGAAUUAGCACAUUCUGAUGCUAACCAAACAAGAGAUAUCUGUUCUAGUGAUUCUGGAUCAGACUGGGGUCAGGGAAUUUAUCUUACACAAAGCCAGAUGUUUGACACAGUCUCAGAAGGCCGAGGGGAAGAAGGUGAAAGUUCAACAGAUUCAUUUCCAAAGAAAAUAAAGGGAUUACUAAGAGCUGUCCAUAAUGAAGGUAUGCAAGUCCUCUCUCUCACUGAGUCUCCCUAUAGUGAUGGAGAGAACUGUUCUGUUCAGCAAAUUUCAGAGUCAUGGCUAGAAGAAAGAAGAGCUUACCUCAGUACAAUCUCAUCUCUUAAGGAUUUAAUUACCAAAAUGCAAGUGCAUAGAGAAGCUGAGGUUUAUGAUAGCUCUCAAUCUCAUGAGAGCCUGUCAGACUGGCGAGGUGAACUUCUGCUUGCCCUUCAGCAGGUUUUCUUAAAGGAGCACAAUGUUUUACUAGCUGUGUUUCAGACCGAGCUUUCAGCUCUAGGUACUAGAGAUGGAGCUGCAAUAUUAAACUGUUUGGAACAGAGGAUUCAAGAACAGAGUAUUGAAUAUCAAGCAGCUAUGGAAUGCCUGCAGAAAGCAGAUAGAAGGAGUUUGUUAUCUGAAAUUCAAGCAUUGCAUGCUCAAGUGAAUGGUAGGAAAAUGGCACUGAAAAGAGAACAAGGGAAUGAUCAACCAAGUCAAGAACUCUUGGAAUAUAAUAUGCAACAGAAACAGUCUCAAAUACUGGAAAUGCAAGUAGAGCUCAGCAGUGUGAAAGACAGAGCAGCGGAACUCCAGGAACAGUUGAAUUCUGAAAAACUGGUGGUUGCUGAACUGAAAAAUGAACUUGCACAGACUAAACUGGAACUCGAAACAACACUCAAGGCACAGCACAAGCGCCUAAAGGAAUUAGAAGCAUUCAGGUUGGAAGUUAAAGAUAAAACAGAUGAAGUACAUUUACUUAAUGACACAUUAGCAAGUGAACAGAAAAAAUCCAGAGAGCUCCAGUGGGCUUUGGAGAAAGAGAAAGCCAAACUGGGACGCAAUGAAGAGCGAGAUAAAGAACAACUUGAGGAUCUGAAAUUUUCACUUGAGGGUCAGAAACAGCGGAAUAUUCAGCUGAGUCUGCUUUUGGAACAACAGAAACAAUUGCUAAAUGAAUCACAGGAAAAAAUAGAAUCACAAAGAGUGCUACAUGAUGCACAGUUAUCAGAAGAACGAGGUCGAAACUUAGAACUUCAAGUACUUCUUGAAUCUGAGAAAGUACGAAUUCGGGAAAUGAGUAGUACCCUGGAUAGGGAACGAGAAUUGCAUGCACAGCUGCAGAGCAAUGAUGAUAGUGGGCAUCCUCGACCCAACUUACCUUCUGAGGACCUUCUUAAAGAGUUACAGAAACAGCUAGAGGAAAAACACAGCCGUAUAGUAGAAUUGUUAAAUGAAACUGAGAAGUAUAAACUGGAUUCUUUGCAAACAAGACAGCAAAUGGAAAAGGAUAGGCAGGUUCACAGGAAGACAUUGCAGACUGAACAAGAGGCCAACACUGAAGGACAGAAAAAAAUGCAUGAGCUCCAGUCCAAAGUGGAAGAUCUUCAGCGCCAGCUAGAAGAGAAAAGGCAACAAGUUUAUAAGUUAGACCUUGAAGGGAAGCGACUUCAAGGAAUUAUGCAAGAAUUUCAAAAUCAAGAACUGGAACGAGAAGAGAAACGAGAAAAUAGAAGAAUUCUGUAUCAGAAUCUUAAUGAGCCAACCACAUGGAGUUUAACCAGUGAUCGAACUAGAAAUUGGGUUCUUCAGCAGAAAAUGGAAGGAGAGACAAAGGGAUCGGGCUAUCCUAAACUGAUUGAAAUGAAUGGAGGAAGGACUGGCUAUACUCACGAGGUAGAAAGGAUCAGACAGAAACUUCAACAUGUGACUGUAAAAAUACAGCAUCUAGCCCAAAAAGCUGCUAACAGACUACAGUUUGAAACAACUGAUGAUGAAGAUUUCAUUUGGGUUCAAGAUAGUAUUGAUGGAAGUAUUUUACAACUACAAAAAUUAACUGGCCAGCCAGGUGAAGAGCCUAGCUUAGUAUCUCCAGGUACUUCCUGUGGCUCAUUGACUGAAAGACUACUGAGACAAAAUGCUGAACUGACAGGACAUAUCAGUCAACUGACCGAAGAAAAGAAUGAUUUAAGAAACAUAAUUAUGAAGCUGGAAGAGCAGAUUAGGUGGUAUCGACAGACAGGAGCUGGCAGAGAUUAUUCUUCUAGAGUUUCAUUCAGCGGUGGUGACAACAUUGAAGCCAUCAUUGCUUCUGAAAAAGAAGUCUGGAACAGAGAAAAGCUGGCUCUCCAAAAAUCCUUGAAAAGGGCAGAAGCCGAAGUGUACAAACUGAAAGCUGAACUAAGAAAUGAAGCAUUACUUCAAAAUCUGAGCCCUGAUUCAGAACAUGCCACUUUAAAGAGAAUUUAUGGUAAAUACCUGAGGGCAGAAAGCUUUAGAAAAGCUCUCAUUUAUCAGAAGAAAUACCUGCUGCUGUUACUGGGUGGAUUCCAAGAAUGUGAAGAUGCUACCCUGGCUCUUCUUGCCCGGAUGGGGGGGCAGCCGGCUUUCACAGAUCUAGAGGUCAUCACCAACCGUCCAAAGGGCUUCACCAGAUUCCGGUCUGCUGUUAGAGUAUCUAUGGCAAUUUCAAGGAUGAAAUUUUUGGUUCAACGGUGGCAUCGCGUCACAAAUUCUGGCUCUAUCAAUAUUAAUAGGGACAGCUAUGGACUGCAUCCAGGUGCUGAAAAAACUGACUCAUUUUAUCAUUCUUCUGGUGGGCUAGAGCUAUAUGGAGAGCCACGGCAUACUACUUACCGCUCAAGAUCAGAUCUGGACUGUCUUAGGUCUCCUUUACCAUUUCAAAAUAGGUACACAGGCCCUUCAGCAGACUUAAAUCCUGGUUCGCUAGCAUGUUCUCAGCUUCAGAACUAUGAUCCUGACAGAGCCCUGACAGAUUAUAUCACCCGGUUAGAGGCACUACAAAGAAGACUUGGAACUGUACAGUCAGGUUCAACUCAAUUUCAUGCUGGCAUGAGAAGAUAAUCCUUUAAAAUAUCAUGAAUCGAAAUGAUUUUAAACAAAUUCCCUUUUGUAAAUCAAUGGUUAUUUUGUGCUUUUCUAUUGUGAAUAUCCAGUGGGGGACCAAUAUGAACACAGCUUCUUAUUGUAUACAAAUCACAUGCCAGCACAUGAAAACAAACUGGAAUUUGUACAUAUAAACAUUAUGUAUUCAUGCACAAUAAUCAUGAAAUUACAUGUAUAUUUGUGGAAUGCUAAUUUAAAUGAUUAAAUUAUAAACCUUGUGUAUUUAUCAGAUGGGUAAAAAGAUAAACUUUUACGCAUUAUGAUACUGCUGAAUGUGUAGCUUGAAGUGACCUGCACUUUUCUUAUAAGGCUACUGAAGUUACAUAUUUCUGCCUAAUAUAUUUGCUACUGGUGAUGAAGACAGAUAAUAUCACUUGUAGAGACCUAUUUUUGUAUAAUGGUAGAAGUUUUGAAUUUUAUGGGGUAUUUUGUCAAGUACUGAAAUAAAAAUGACUUCACCAUUUUGACCACA
Messenger RNA from Condylura cristata (star-nosed mole), 12416 nucleotides. It is a transcript of the gene AKAP9, whose product is annotated as A kinase (PRKA) anchor protein 9. Gene Ontology annotation, cellular component: centrosome; synaptic membrane; cis-Golgi network. The record is from RefSeq and is a predicted model, not a curated record. The coding region runs from base 209 to 11902 and encodes 3897 amino acids. NCBI's taxonomy places the organism in Eukaryota, Metazoa, Chordata, Mammalia, Eulipotyphla, Talpidae. Gene Ontology annotation, biological process: positive regulation of peptidyl-serine phosphorylation; regulation of ventricular cardiac muscle cell membrane repolarization; signal transduction. The transcript is spliced from 50 exons. Gene Ontology annotation, molecular function: molecular adaptor activity; potassium channel regulator activity; protein kinase A regulatory subunit binding.